This is a messenger RNA of Rhizopus microsporus ATCC 52813, 1722 nucleotides long. RefSeq names its product dihydroxy-acid dehydratase. Gene Ontology annotation, biological process: branched-chain amino acid biosynthetic process. The coding region runs from base 1 to 1722 and encodes 573 amino acids. The record is from RefSeq and is a predicted model, not a curated record. Gene Ontology annotation, molecular function: dihydroxy-acid dehydratase activity. Gene Ontology annotation, cellular component: mitochondrion. Lineage: Eukaryota; Fungi; Mucoromycota; Mucoromycetes; Mucorales; Rhizopodaceae. The transcript has 5 exons.
AUGCCAGUUGGCCUUCGACACUAUGCUUCUGAUAACAAAAAGUUAAACAAAUACAGUUCUAUUAUUACACAACCCAAGAGUCAAGGAGCUUCACAAGCUAUGUUAUAUGCUACUGGGUUGACUGAAGAGGAUAUGAACAAGGCACAAGUUGGUAUCUCUAGUGUCUGGUAUGAAGGAAAUCCCUGCAAUAUGCAUCUUUUGGAUUUAGCUACUGAGGUUAAGAAAGGUGUCCAAGAGGCUGGUCUUAUUGGUUAUCGUUUUAAUACAAUUGGUGUAAGCGAUGGCAUUUCAAUGGGUACUCGUGGUAUGAGCUACUCUCUUCAAUCUAGAGAUUUGAUUGCGGACAGUAUAGAAACCGUCAUGGGCGGUCAGUGGUAUGAUGCCAAUAUUUCUAUUCCUGGCUGUGAUAAGAAUAUGCCUGGUGUUUUGAUGGCUAUGGGUCGCGUUAACCGACCUUCAUUGAUGGUAUACGGUGGUACCAUUAAGCCUGGUCAAGGAUGUGGAGGAGAAAAGCUUGAUCUUGUGUCAGCUUUCCAAGCAUAUGGUGAAUACGUAGCUGGUUCUAUUGAUGAAAACAAGCGUUUUGAUAUCAUCCGUCAUGCCUGUCCUGGUCCUGGUGCUUGUGGUGGAAUGUACACUGCCAACACCAUGGCUUCUGCAGCUGAAGCUAUGGGUAUGACUUUACCCUAUUCUUCUUCUACACCCGCAUCUUAUCCAGAAAAGCUUGAAGAAUGCCGUAAUGCUGGUAAAGCCAUUCUCAAUCUUUUGGAAAAGGACAUCAAGCCUCGCGAUAUCAUGACUCGUGCUGCCUUUGAAAAUGCUAUGGUGCUCACAAUGGCUCUUGGCGGCUCCACUAACGUUGUGCUUCACUUGAUUGCUAUUGCUAAGAGUGUUGGUGUCAAAUUAACCUUGGAUGACUUCCAAGCUGCAAGCGAUAAAACUCCUUUGUUAGCUGAUUUGAAACCAAGUGGCAAGUAUGUCAUGGAAGAUAUUCACGGUAUUGGUGGUAUCCCUGCUAUUCUUAAAUACCUUAUGCAAGAGAAAUUGAUCGAUGGUGGCGUCUUGACAGUGACUGGUAAAACACUAGAAGAAAACCUUCAUUCACUCCCUGGUCUUCCUCACGGCCAAGACAUCAUUCGCCCCCUUUCAAACCCUAUCAAAUCUAGCGGUCACUUGCAAAUAUUGCGCGGUAACUUAGCACCUGAAGGAUCUGUUGCCAAGAUCACAGGUAAAGAAGGCCUCCAAUUCACCGGUAAGGCUCGUGUCUUUGAUGGUGAGGAAGGCUUUAUUACUGCCCUUGAAAAUAAUGAACUGAAGAAAGGAGAAAAGACUGUGGUUGUCAUCAAAAAUGAAGGACCCAAGGGAGGUCCCGGUAUGCGUGAAAUGUUGAAGCCAUCUUCAGCCAUUAUGGGUGCGGGCCUCGGUAAAGAUGUUGCUCUCUUAACAGACGGUCGAUUCUCUGGUGGCUCACACGGUUUCAUCAUUGGCCACGUCUGUCCCGAAGCACAUGUAGGUGGACCUAUCGGCUUGAUCAAGGAUGGUGACGUGAUCACUAUUGAUGUAGAGUCUCGCGAAAUGAAUGUGGAUCUGUCUGACGCUGAGCUUGCCGAACGUAAAAAGAAUUUCGUCCCUCCUCCACCAAAAUACACAAGAGGUACCUUGGCUCGUUAUAUUCUGACUGUCAAGAGUGCAAGCGAAGGCGCAGUGACUGACGAAGCAUAG